AUGGGACGACGCCCUAACCCGCUGAUGGCCGAGUUCUUUGAACGUGGUGCCAAGAUCGGCGACGCUUCGAAUCGUUAUGAGCAGACCUGCAGACGGUGUGGAGAGCACUUUUCGCGAGGCCGUAGCGAGGCUAUGGUCACCCAUCUGACCAAAAAAUGUCCAGCCAUAUCUAACGCAGAACGUACCAAGAUCAUCUUGCGUCUACACGACCUAUCCCUUCCAGAUGUCCAUCCUUACAUUGACCCUACAUUCAAUCCGGAGGCAAAUGGGAAAGAUGAAAGAGCAGCGGAAGAAGACGCGAAUGAUGACAAUGUCAGGUUGCCCUUUGGUCAACACAGGCAGAAUUUUGACGGCUUGAAUGUCCUCGCUGAGGCUUCUCGUCGCGUCGGUGGUAAUGCUCGACGAAAUGCAGGUUCCAUGUCUGACGAUCCAGCUGGGCAUCACGACCAGACCUCUCAGCCACAUGAGGACGCAUCACUUGAUCCCCAACUUCAGACAGACUCCUUUUCUCAUUCUCUCUUACAUGAUGACACUACGGGUGCCCACGACAAUGCCUUUCCUACUAGUACACCUGAAAACCUCCCUCCACUCUACCACUAUAUGGGUAAUCUCCCUCCACCUUCCCAAGGUGGUCUGGCUGGUCUCCCUCUUGCGAGUACUCAUCCUCAGGACCUCUCAACAAUUGCGGCCACCGCCAACGCGACAAUCGCCAACGGCUCUGUUAUGGGCAGCGAUUUAGAUAUGUCAGAUGAUGUCCAUUCCGCCCUUCUUGGGGAGCUUCAGGACAAUGGUUUUCCUCCCCAAGGUCGACCGUCAUAUCCCUGGCCAGCAAUGCUUGGGACACAACCGAUGGAGCAAUUGACUCUUCCCACUCCGACACAGCCUCUCUAUGCGCCAGAUAUGGCGUCCAUUUCUCCUCCAAGAGCAACAGAUGGUCUCCCUCCACAAAAUGAGGAAUCUACAAUCCAAAAUCUCAGACGAAUUGCAAUAAAUCCGAAUAGACGACAAGCACAGCUCUCCAACAGUGGAGAUCUGCACCACUCACAAACGCCAAAGGCCAAGGUCCGCGGUAGAUUUGCACCCGAUCGUCGUAAGGAAGUGCGCGAGCUUCGAAAGGUUGGCGCGUGCAUGAGGUGCCGCAUGCUCAAGAAGACGUGCUCUCAGGAGACACCGUGUCAGACAUGUGCUGCUGUUGAAAGCCCUCGCCUAUGGAAGCAUUCAUGUAUACGCACGAGGCUCAGUGAAGCUUUCCCACUCUACUUUCUUGGGCUACAUGGGGUUCUGGCUUAUCAUGAUGCCAACACCCUGAAGACACGAGCUUCCUUUUCGCCAUAUUCGGGGAGAAUUGAAGGUUGCCACUUUCCGGACCAAAAGAUCGUCAUGAAAGGCCUUCAAAGCGAACACAUACCAGAUUCAUCGCUAGCCACUCCUGGCACUCAAUCCCCUUCGAACAAUGAAGAUAUUAUCGUCGCGGACCUUGACACGGACAACCUCCUCCCGAAGGUCGAACGAUAUCUUCAGGUAAUCGUUCCUCAAGUCGUGGAGCAAGAGCACUCCCCUGUAAUGAGGGCGAGUCUCCAGAUGGCUCAAACUAUCAAAGAACGGCAACAGAGCAGUGUGAUCGUUGACAAGCAUGAUAAUCUCGUCUCAGAUGUCGUCGAGUUGUGGACGGCUACGCUACUGCUCACCGAUGACAAGCUGAAACCUUUGUUUGCGACAGACACUGGGCUCGACGAUGGGCGAACCUUGAUCAGUGAGACAAAGAUGGAUGUUUCUUAUCGCGUGUUAACUCUCCAACUUCAGGCGGCAAUCGAGAAGCGUGCCAGCAUCGUGUGCAGGAGUACCAUGAACCACUUUGAACAGCGGGUCUUGUCUCGCCACAAGAGCAACAACUUCGAGACAUUCUUGGUUGCAUUUAUCCUCCUCAAUUGUGUGGAGCGUAUGUGCUGGUUGUACCGACGAUGGGAUUGGCGCAGUCAAGAGGUCCACUGGCCCCUCGACCAAAAACCAGCAUACUAUGCAGACAAGGGUGAGACUUUUGCGCAGACGAUUCAAAUGCUGAUCAACAUACGUCAAUUGGAGCCAAAAAUCAUGGUCGACGCUCAUUCGGACUCGAUUGUCGCUUGCAACAGUGAUGAUACUGCUCUUGCUGGGUGGCUUGCAGCUGCAGGACUCACUAAAGACUCCGCGGCGCAAUUUGGACUUGCAACGUUCAACCCAAAAGAUAGCAGAUCCCUCGAUGGAACUUUGUCUGCACGUUUACUCCAACCUCAGAGUCUUCUGGGUUGA
Messenger RNA from Fonsecaea nubica, 2289 nucleotides. RefSeq lists its product as hypothetical. Lineage: Eukaryota; Fungi; Ascomycota; Eurotiomycetes; Chaetothyriales; Herpotrichiellaceae. The record is from RefSeq and is a predicted model, not a curated record. The transcript is spliced from 2 exons. Bases 1 to 2289 code for a protein of 762 amino acids.